Anopheles cruzii is the source of this 958-nucleotide messenger RNA. RefSeq lists its product as uncharacterized. NCBI's taxonomy places the organism in Eukaryota, Metazoa, Arthropoda, Insecta, Diptera, Culicidae. Gene Ontology annotation, biological process: tRNA wobble uridine modification. Bases 154 to 927 code for a protein of 257 amino acids. The transcript is spliced from 2 exons. Gene Ontology annotation, cellular component: elongator holoenzyme complex. The record is from RefSeq and is a predicted model, not a curated record.
CCGCGACAAUCUGUGGAUCGCUUACAGCUUCACACGCUUCAACCUGUUUUCAACCAACUACCGAGAACGUUUGCUAAUGCAAUAGCUACGUUUUCACUGAAGAAACAACUAAAAGCACUUUCGUGAUCUCCGGCCGUAACUGUUGCGCCAUCGAUGUCGAGGGAUAUCCUGGCAGCGUGCUGUUGGCCAACGGCAGGAUACUCGUCACAUAACACCGGCGAUAUACCGCGCAACACCGUGAUACAGGAACGAACCGAUACCGAUGGAAGUUUUCUGAUUGCUACGCUGCUGACCAACUACCUCAAGCUGUCGGGCGAUAAUCAUGUCCUGCUGUUUGCAACACACCAAAAUAAAGCGCACUACAUCAGCGCGUGCCAGAAGUUAACAUUCAACACGGCUGCCGCCAUCGAGUCUGGGACUUUGUGCAUCGUCGACAUGUUGGCCGAACUGUACGACGAUUGCAACACCUCAUGUCCACCAUCGGCAAGCGGUGCUAGGCUGCUGCAACUCAUCAGCGAGCGCGUAGCUUCGUACUCAAAGCGCAACACCAUGGUCAUCGUUGACGAUCUUGGUUUCUUCACGAAUCUUCAUCCGACCGGAGAAAACGAUGUGAUAGAUUUCGCCGAAGAUUUGCUUUGUCGAUCCUAUCAAGCUAUUCAGCACAUUGUGGUGAAGGUCAAUGUGUCGGAAUGUUUCAGCCGGCUCUGUGCCUACAUUGGCGACAUAGCGCAGGUAGCCAUCACCCUUGAGCCGCUUGCCUCGGGCAACUUCCGGGAGGUCGACGGUCGCUUAACGGUUUCCCGCUUGGCGGGCAGUGGACACGAUUUGACAACGUUGCGGGAGCAUCAUAGAACGUUACUGUACAAGGUUUGUGACCGACAGAUCCGGACCUAUGCGCCGGGAGAGCCGGGUAUUAAAAACUUGUAAAAAUAAACGCCCCAUUGGCCGGGAGCCAGCA